AUGGCGCGCGCCACGUCCCUCGACGACCUUCGCAAGAAGCUCGAGGACCUCUCGAAGGACCCGACCGCCGCGUUCGUGGAGGGGGAAGUCAGCAAGGUCUGCAAGCUGACGGAGCAGGUCCUGAAGGACGGCCCGAGCGUGCACCGCCACUUCUUCGAGUCCUGCUUCGCGCCGCUCGUCACAUGCAUCGCCGGGGGCAGCAGCAGGGGCGGCGAGGGGUGGCUUCUCGCACUCGACCACCUCCGCGACAAACACCCCCGCAUCGCCGACACCGAAGCGCUCGUCAGCCUCCUCCGCCCCGACGGCAUGCUCCUGCGCGCCGUCGCGGAGUCCGGCCCAGAGUACCGCCGCUACCCGUUCCCGGUCGCGCAGCUCCCGCAGCGCACACAGCUCCUGCUGCGCGCCGAGGACGCCGCGUCGCGCGCGGAACUCAUGCGGUGGCCGCACUACGCGGUCGGCACGCCGCCGCACGGUCCCGUUCAGGACCUCAACGUCCCGGCGCUGGAGUUCCUCCUCAUGUCGCUGGCACGCGCGGCAUGCGAGCCGCCGGUGGCGCACUACCACUUCGGCAUUCUGCGCGCCGUGCAGCACACGGCGGGCCAGCACGGCUCCGCGGGUUUGCGGACCAUCGCCGGGCGCGCGCGCGACCAGCUCGUCGACAUGCUGCAACACUCCCCCGGGGCCGCGCCCCGCUUCCCGUUCGCGGCCGUCAUCGGGCGGCUCCUCCACAACGCGCUCGGGCUCGGCGGCGCCAGCGCAGCCUCCAAGUCUGCCUCCGCGGCGUCGCGCCGCGCCGAGGCCGAGCUGAUCAUCGCGGUCCUGAUGGACUUCUGGCUGACUGACGCGCUCGAAGUCCCCCCCUCAAAACCCCCCCCCGGCGCGGCGCUCUCGCUGCCGCCGUCGCGCGCCGCGGCGCCCGCGGCCGUCGCGCCGCCCCCGACCACGACAGCCGUCGCCGAUGGCCUCCGGGUACUAUUCCACUUGUACCUCCACAUGACUGACUCAUCGCCGCUGACUCAGCGGCGGAGCGGCGCGCCGGGGCGCGUCACGCCGGGCGCGGAGAUCGUCGGGGAGCUGCGCAUGCGCUUCUAUCGGCUGCUGCGGCGGAAGCUGUGCCACGCGCAGUGGGGACGCGCAUGGGCGUCGCAUUCGAAAUCCGGGCUGCACGAGGCGCAGCGCGCGCUGUCGCUGUGGAAGGACAUCAUGGUGCCGUGGAACGUGGUGUGGAACAAGGACGAGGGCGGCGUGGAGCACACGCGGCGGGGCGCGGCACGGGAGUGGGCGGCGCACCUGGGCGCCUACGCGCGCGAACACGCGUGCUUCUACUCCGUCCUGCUGCCGGCGUUCCUCGGAGACAUGUGCACGGAGGCGAGCAACUGGCCGACAAAGGUCGCCGCUGAGUCAGCGGGCAUCGUGAGCGCGAUCUGCGCGUCGGACGGCCUGCUCGACGCCAUCGCGGUCGCGGAGGUCGAGUACGCGCGCGCCAUGGACGCCCUCGUCAACAACGGCGUCCCUGUCGGCGGGCACCUGGACCACGUCGCGGCCAAUCCGCUACGGACGGAGAAAUUCGGGGUUUUCGGACUCGGAAUCGGGAUCGAGAGCUACUGGCCGACGCCGAGGGUGCCGGACUGGGCGUCGCGGGACCGUGCGCGGGGGGCCGGCGGGCACGGCCCGCCUGUCACGGAGGUGGCGCGUCCGCGGUCGACGCUGCUGCGGCUGUUCUGCGGGGGCCUCGACAGCGGGGUUUACUCGGUGUGGGCGCUGAUGACGCACCUGGCCGCGCAGGAGCACGCGAGGUCGGGCGGCGACGGCGGGUGGGAGGGGGGGUGUCGCGGAUCAGCACGGGAGGGGUCCCGGAGCCCGGGGCCACGCGUGCGGGGCCGCGACGUGGACCAGCUGCAGGACGCGUGGGACAAGAUGUGGGAGAGGGCGCGGCGCUGCGACGUCAAGGUUGACGAAAUCAAACGGAGACUCCCCCUGGGGGGUCUCUCGGGGCACGCGGACCCGGGCUUCUCCCCGGAGACCGAGACGCCCGUGCGGAGGAUCUCCUUCACGACCCCGGGCACCGUCGCGGGGCCCUCGACGCCGACCCCGGCGCCCGCGCGCCGCGCGGCCGCCGCCACCCUCGUGCCGGGCCGCGGACUGCGGCCCACGCGCCCGUACGAGCACCCCGACGCCGCAGAGUACCUCUGCCGGGACACUGCGCGCCUGGGGCGCUCCCUGGCGUCGUACGAGAUCGCCUGGCUCGCACGUCUCCUGCACAGGUUGUCGUCAUACCUGAACGAGGCUCUCGGGCUGGUGCAGCCCGAGACGGGGGCCCAAGGGCCGCCGCGGACGACGGGCGUGUGGGGCCUGGACGAGGUAGUGGCGUGGUGCCGUGCGGCGAACCCGCCCGUCCUGGUCGACCUGAGGUUUCUGGCAGAGGUGCCGACGUUGGUUAUUGUGGCGGUCGUGGCGAUGGUGGUCCGGUGGGGGCCUGCGGUGCUGCGCGCGAUGGGCGGCGCGUAG
This is a messenger RNA of Pedinophyceae sp. YPF-701, 2508 nucleotides long. The record is from the annotation of a GenBank genome assembly. NCBI's taxonomy places the organism in Eukaryota, Viridiplantae, Chlorophyta, Pedinophyceae.